Emericellopsis cladophorae is the source of this 1296-nucleotide messenger RNA. RefSeq names its product putative oxidoreductase-like protein. The transcript has 3 exons. Lineage: Eukaryota; Fungi; Ascomycota; Sordariomycetes; Hypocreales; Bionectriaceae. The record is from RefSeq and is a predicted model, not a curated record. Bases 1 to 1296 code for a protein of 431 amino acids.
AUGCCGCUGUCUUCACCCGCAGCCGGCACCCCCAGCGGCACGGCAUCCACGCCAGGCGGUCCACCCACUGUCACGCCGCAUGCGCCACGUGAGCGCUCCUAUCAGCCACAGUCGCAGCUUCCGCCACCGUCCGCCCAGCCACAUCCCUCCUUCCCAACACAUAAUUCUCCAAGGACAUGGCUUCUCACUUCGGCCUGCUCGCCGUUGGCUGUUCGGCUGAUCCGUCAACUCCUGGAUCAUGGCGACUACAUUGUCGCCUGUCUCCCGCCGCAUGAGAUUGACCACCCGGAUCGAGGUGCCGAAUUCAGAGAGCUCAUCGCAGAGUGCAAGGAGGGCGGUAAAGAUGCUGAAGGGCGUGACCGUGACGGAUGGAAGGAGAGAAUUCGGGGCAUCCGCUGCGACGGACGAGGAAUGGCCGGCUGCGGCGCGGCGAUAGCCGAAGCCGUCGAGGUUUUUGGCAGAAUCGACAUUGUGCUGUGCUGCAAAUCAGAGGCCGUGGUCGGCACCGUUGAGGAAUUAUCCACCACGCCAGUGACUAGGAAUCUGGUGCGAGACCAGUUUGAGAACCUCUUCUUCUCCCAGGUCAACUUCAUCAAGGCGGCACUGCCGGUCCUGCGUGAGCAGCAUACCGGGCACAUUGUGGCUCUCACCAGCACCGGCGGUCACAUUGCGACGCCGGGCAUGAGCAUGUACUCAGCUGCGACAUGGGGCCUCGAGGGGUUUUGCGACUCGCUCGCCUACGAGGUCGCCCCCUUUAACAUCAAGAUUACCAUUGUUCAGCCGAACCAGGAGAUCCAAAGCUUGACCAACAGACUCACGUUUGCGCCGCAGAUCCCUGCCUACAAAGACGCCUUCGACUCCGCCCCGAAUAUUAGAGAUAUUCUCGGCAACGUUCUCAACACGGAUCCUGAGACGGCCAUACCGCGGCCACCAACGCCCCCCGCGACCGAGCCAGUCGCGACCCCUGACUCGGAUGUGGAGGACACAAACCUGGAGCCCGAUCCCGGCCGAGGCGACGUUUUCCAGCGAUACCCACGCCUGCCGCCCGGUGCCGCCGAGAAACUGGUGAUGGAGACGGUGCACGCGCUCACCGCCAUAGGAGGUCACGAGAAUCCACCAGCGCGACAUAUUGUGGGCACCGAUGCCGCCAUCGCCGUCAGGGAGAAGCUCAAGACCGUAUCGGAGGAGCUCGAGGACUUUGUGGACGCCAGUCUUGCGGUCGAUAUCUUCGACAGCGAGGUUCUCGACGAGGCUCGGGAGGGAGACAGGGGAGUCGAAAAGUCGCCCGCAGCUUGA